Molecule: messenger RNA, 1579 nt
Organism: Prunus mume (Japanese apricot)
Lineage: Eukaryota; Viridiplantae; Streptophyta; Magnoliopsida; Rosales; Rosaceae
Product: Protein kinase superfamily protein
Biological process (GO): protein phosphorylation
Molecular function (GO): protein kinase activity; ATP binding
Source: RefSeq, a predicted model, not a curated record
AUACAUACAUAAUUGUGAAAUUUGUAAUACAAUUUACAAUCGCUUUUUCGGUAUCCUUAUCCUACGCACCGCACUUCCUUCCCCGCCUACCCUGCGCUGCGCUUCCCUCGCCGGCUUUGGAGCUCAGAUCUCUCCCUCCCUCAGACACCCACUGACUGACACACCCACCCAAUACUCUUGUAAUUACUUUACAAGCAUCCACUUAGCUUUUCCCUCUCUUUCAGAAUCAUGAGCUGCUUCGGCUGUUGUGAAGAUGAUGAUAUGCAUAACGCGACUGACCAUGGAGGUCCAUACAUGGUCAAAAACCCAGCAGGAAAUGAGGGAAGCCAUCACGCCUCAGGAACUGCACCUAGGGGUGCUCAAGCUGUAAAGGUCCAGCCUAUUGAAGUUCCUACUAUACCAAUAGAUGAACUGAAGGAAAUUACCGAUGGCUUUGGGACAAGUGCUUUGAUUGGAGAGGGUUCAUAUGGAAGAGUAUACUAUGGCGUACUCAAAAGUGGGCAGCAUGCAGCAAUUAAGAAGUUAGAUGCCAGCAAACAACCUGAUGACGAAUUUCUGGCGCAGGUUUCUAUGGUGUCAAGGCUGAAACAUGACAAUUUUGUUCAAUUGCUUGGUUAUUGUGUUGAUGGGAGUUCACGUGUUCUUGCCUAUGAGUUUGCAUCAAAUGGAUCUCUUCAUGAUAUUCUACAUGGAAGGAAAGGUGUUAAAGGAGCACAACCUGGUCCAGUUUUGUCAUGGGCACAGCGUGUUAAAAUUGCCGUGGGUGCUGCAAAAGGGCUCGAGUAUUUGCAUGAAAAGGCUGACCCCCACAUCAUUCAUCGCGACAUCAAGUCUAGCAAUGUGCUAAUAUUUGAUGACGAUGUCGCUAAGAUUGCGGACUUUGAUUUGUCCAAUCAAGCUCCUGAUAAUGCAGCACGUCUUCACUCUACUCGUGUGCUAGGAACUUUUGGUUAUCAUGCCCCUGAAUAUGCAAUGACUGGACAGUUGAAUGCCAAGAGUGAUGUUUACAGUUUUGGUGUUGUUCUGCUUGAACUUUUGACUGGAAGAAAACCCGUUGAUCAUACAUUACCAAGGGGACAGCAGAGUCUAGUAACAUGGGCUACACCAAAACUCAGUGAAGACAAAGUUAGGCAGUGCAUUGAUUCAAGACUAGGAGGAGAAUACCCACCAAAGGCGGUUGCGAAGAUGGCUGCAGUUGCUGCCUUGUGUGUGCAAUAUGAAGCUGAUUUCCGCCCAAACAUGAGCAUUGUUGUCAAAGCUCUCCAACCCCUGUUAAACGCUCGGCAGCAUGGACCCACAGGGGAAGUACCAAACUUGUGAAAAUCUCUCUCUCUCUCUCUUUCUCUCUGUGUCUUCUUCCCCUCUGUCUCUGUCUAUGCCUCUGAAGAUGUGUCAUGUGUGCAUGUAUGAGUAAUUCAGCAUGCAAAUUGUAACAAGGGGAUUGUUUUGAGGGUGGUGGUAUAUUGUUUGCACGGUGUUCUAAAUGCUUCAUUUUCAUUUUCGAAUAGAAAUGUACUAUAUUGCUUCAUUAUUUGCGGUGUAUUUGGUUUGUUCAUAAUGCAAGGGGCAUUUUCUCCUA